CCAGAGAAAGAUUUAACUAUUUUUGGGUGCGGAUGAAUACAGCCAGAUGACGUGGCAGCCUCUUGUAUAUAAAGGGGUAUGCGCUACGUCGCCAUUAUUCGCAUCACACAGAAAAACAGGAUCACGACAGCUGCGGUUGAAUUCUUCAACAUUACUUCGUCGCAAUCUUUAAACAUGCAGAUCUUUGUAAAGACUCUCACUGGCAAGACCAUCACCCUUGAGGUGGAGCCCAGUGACACCAUUGAGAAUGUCAAGGCCAAAAUCCAGGACAAGGAAGGCAUUCCCCCAGACCAGCAGAGGCUGAUCUUUGCUGGCAAGCAGCUGGAAGAUGGCCGCACCCUCUCAGACUACAACAUUCAGAAAGAGUCCACCCUCCAUCUUGUCCUGCGACUGAGGGGAGGCAUGCAGAUCUUCGUGAAGACCCUCACUGGCAAGACCAUCACCCUGGAGGUGGAGCCCAGUGACACCAUUGAGAAUGUCAAGGCCAAAAUCCAGGACAAGGAAGGCAUCCCCCCAGACCAGCAGAGGCUGAUCUUUGCUGGAAAGCAGCUGGAAGAUGGCCGCACCUUGUCAGACUACAACAUUCAAAAAGAGUCCACCCUCCAUCUUGUCCUGCGACUGAGGGGAGGCAUGCAGAUCUUCGUGAAGACCCUCACUGGCAAGACCAUCACCCUGGAGGUGGAGCCCAGUGACACCAUUGAGAAUGUCAAGGCCAAAAUCCAGGACAAGGAAGGCAUUCCCCCAGACCAGCAGAGGCUGAUCUUUGCUGGCAAGCAGCUGGAAGAUGGCCGCACCCUCUCAGACUACAACAUUCAGAAAGAGUCCACCCUCCAUCUUGUCCUGCGACUGAGGGGAGGCAUGCAGAUCUUCGUGAAGACCCUCACUGGCAAGACCAUCACCCUUGAGGUGGAGCCCAGUGACACCAUUGAGAAUGUCAAGGCCAAAAUCCAGGACAAGGAAGGCAUUCCCCCAGACCAGCAGAGGCUGAUCUUUGCUGGCAAGCAGCUGGAAGAUGGCCGCACCCUCUCAGACUACAACAUUCAGAAAGAGUCCACCCUCCAUCUUGUCCUGCGACUGAGGGGAGGCAUGCAGAUCUUCGUGAAGACCCUCACUGGCAAGACCAUCACCCUGGAGGUGGAGCCCAGUGACACCAUUGAGAAUGUCAAGGCCAAAAUCCAGGACAAGGAAGGCAUCCCCCCAGACCAGCAGAGGCUGAUCUUUGCUGGAAAGCAGCUGGAAGAUGGCCGCACCUUGUCAGACUACAACAUUCAAAAGGAGUCCACCCUGCAUCUUGUCCUGCGACUGAGGGGAGGCAUGCAGAUCUUCGUGAAGACCCUCACUGGCAAGACCAUCACCCUGGAGGUGGAGCCCAGUGACACCAUUGAGAAUGUCAAGGCCAAAAUCCAGGACAAGGAAGGCAUUCCCCCAGACCAGCAGAGGCUGAUCUUUGCUGGAAAGCAGCUGGAAGAUGGCCGCACCUUGUCAGACUACAACAUUCAAAAAGAGUCCACCCUCCAUCUUGUCCUGCGACUCAGGGGAGGCAUGCAGAUCUUUGUGAAGACCCUCACUGGCAAGACCAUCACCCUCGAGGUGGAGCCCAGUGACACCAUUGAGAAUGUCAAGGCCAAAAUCCAGGACAAGGAAGGCAUCCCCCCAGACCAGCAGAGGCUGAUCUUUGCUGGAAAGCAGCUGGAAGAUGGCCGCACCUUGUCAGACUACAACAUUCAAAAAGAGUCCACCCUCCAUCUUGUCCUGCGACUGAGGGGAGGCAUGCAGAUCUUCGUGAAGACCCUCACUGGCAAGACCAUCACCCUGGAGGUGGAGCCCAGUGACACCAUUGAGAAUGUCAAGGCCAAAAUCCAGGACAAGGAAGGCAUCCCCCCAGACCAGCAGAGGCUGAUCUUCGCUGGGAAGCAGCUGGAAGAUGGCCGCACCCUCUCAGACUAUAACAUUCAGAAAGAGUCCACCCUCCAUCUUGUCCUGCGACUGAGGGGAGGCAUGCAGAUUUUCGUGAAGACCCUCACUGGCAAGACCAUCACCCUCGAGGUGGAGCCCAGUGACACCAUUGAGAAUGUCAAGGCCAAAAUCCAGGACAAGGAAGGCAUCCCCCCAGACCAGCAGAGGCUGAUCUUCGCUGGAAAGCAGCUGGAAGAUGGCCGCACUUUGUCCGACUACAACAUUCAAAAGGAGUCCACCCUGCAUCUUGUUCUUCGGCUGAGGGGAGGGCUACUAAACAUGCAGAUCUUUGUGAAGACCCUCACUGGCAAGACCAUCACCCUAGAGGUGGAGCCCAGUGACACCAUUGAGAAUGUCAAGGCCAAAAUCCAGGACAAGGAAGGCAUCCCCCCAGACCAGCAGAGACUGAUCUUCGCUGGAAAGCAGCUGGAAGAUGGCCGCACCCUCUCCGACUAUAAUAUUCAGAAGGAGUCCACCCUCCAUCUUGUCCUGCGACUGAGGGGCGGCAUGCAGAUCUUUGUGAAGACCCUCACUGGCAAGACCAUCACCCUGGAGGUAGAGCCCAGUGACACCAUUGAGAAUGUCAAGGCCAAAAUCCAGGACAAGGAAGGCAUCCCCCCAGACCAGCAGAGGCUGAUCUUUGCUGGAAAGCAGCUGGAAGAUGGCCGCACCCUCUCAGACUAUAACAUUCAGAAGGAGUCCACCCUGCAUCUUGUUCUGCGACUUAGGGGAGGCAUGCAGAUCUUUGUGAAAACCCUCACUGGCAAGACCAUCACCCUUGAGGUGGAGCCCAGUGACACCAUUGAGAACGUCAAGGCCAAAAUCCAGGACAAGGAAGGCAUCCCCCCAGACCAGCAGAGGCUGAUCUUUGCUGGAAAGCAGCUGGAAGAUGGCCGCACCCUCUCCGACUAUAACAUUCAGAAGGAGUCCACCCUCCAUCUUGUCCUGCGACUGAGGGGCGGCAUGCAGAUCUUUGUGAAGACCCUCACUGGCAAGACCAUCACCCUGGAGGUGGAGCCCAGUGACACCAUUGAGAAUGUCAAGGCCAAAAUCCAGGACAAGGAAGGCAUCCCCCCAGACCAGCAGAGGCUGAUCUUUGCUGGAAAGCAGCUGGAAGAUGGCCGCACCCUCUCAGACUAUAACAUUCAGAAGGAGUCCACCCUCCAUCUUGUCCUGCGACUGAGGGGUGGCAUGCAGAUCUUUGUGAAGACCCUCACUGGCAAGACCAUCACCCUGGAGGUGGAGCCCAGUGACACCAUUGAGAAUGUCAAGGCCAAAAUCCAGGACAAGGAAGGCAUCCCCCCAGACCAGCAGAGGCUGAUCUUUGCUGGAAAGCAGCUGGAAGAUGGCCGCACCCUCUCCGACUAUAACAUUCAGAAGGAGUCCACCCUCCAUCUUGUCCUGCGACUGAGGGGCGGCAUGCAGAUCUUUGUGAAGACCCUCACUGGCAAGACCAUCACCCUGGAGGUGGAGCCCAGUGACACCAUUGAGAAUGUCAAGGCCAAAAUCCAGGACAAGGAAGGCAUCCCCCCAGACCAGCAGAGGCUGAUCUUUGCUGGAAAGCAGCUGGAAGAUGGCCGCACCCUCUCCGACUAUAACAUUCAGAAGGAGUCCACCCUCCAUCUUGUCCUGCGACUGAGGGGCGGCAUGCAGAUCUUUGUGAAGACCCUCACUGGCAAGACCAUCACCCUGGAGGUGGAGCCCAGUGACACCAUUGAGAAUGUCAAGGCCAAAAUCCAGGACAAGGAAGGCAUCCCCCCAGACCAGCAGAGGCUGAUCUUUGCUGGAAAGCAGCUGGAAGAUGGCCGCACCCUCUCCGACUAUAAUAUUCAGAAGGAGUCCACCCUCCAUCUUGUCCUGCGACUGAGGGGCGGCAUGCAGAUCUUUGUGAAGACCCUCACUGGCAAGACCAUCACCCUGGAGGUGGAGCCCAGUGACACCAUUGAGAAUGUCAAGGCCAAAAUCCAGGACAAGGAAGGCAUCCCCCCAGACCAGCAGAGGCUGAUCUUUGCUGGAAAGCAGCUGGAAGAUGGCCGCACCCUCUCAGACUAUAACAUUCAGAAGGAGUCCACCCUCCAUCUUGUCCUGCGACUGAGGGGCGGCAUGCAGAUCUUUGUGAAGACCCUCACUGGCAAGACCAUCACCCUGGAGGUGGAGCCCAGUGACACCAUUGAGAAUGUCAAGGCCAAAAUCCAGGACAAGGAAGGCAUCCCCCCAGACCAGCAGAGGCUGAUCUUUGCUGGAAAGCAGCUGGAAGAUGGCCGCACCCUCUCCGACUAUAAUAUUCAGAAGGAGUCCACCCUCCAUCUUGUCCUUCGACUGAGGGGCGGCCUGUAACAAUUCCAAGUUCUUAUACCAUAAAAUAUUGUGCAGUCUAUUUGAGAAGGCCUCUGCCAUUAUGACAAUAGUUAAGUGCAUGUUCGAAUAAAUAAAGUUAAGUGCAUGUUCGAAUAAAUAAUUAAACCUAAA
Entelurus aequoreus (snake pipefish) is the source of this 4425-nucleotide messenger RNA. It is a transcript of the gene ubb, whose product is annotated as ubiquitin B. Gene Ontology annotation, cellular component: nucleus; cytoplasm. Gene Ontology annotation, molecular function: protein tag activity; ubiquitin protein ligase binding. The record is from RefSeq and is a predicted model, not a curated record. Lineage: Eukaryota; Metazoa; Chordata; Actinopteri; Syngnathiformes; Syngnathidae. Gene Ontology annotation, biological process: modification-dependent protein catabolic process; protein ubiquitination. The coding region runs from base 79 to 4293 and encodes 1404 amino acids. The transcript is spliced from 3 exons.